AUGCAUGGAGGGUUGGUGGUGGUGACGGGAGUGAUGAUGCUGGCUUCGUUGAUGUUGAGGCUGAUCACCAAGCUGCGACUGAGCUACAAGAUUGUGAAUGCGCAUAACGAAUGCGACAAGUUCUUCUUCCAAGAGCUUCUGCGAGAUGUGGAAACAAACUCGGUAGAUUGGGCGAACUCAAGGGAGGAGAGUUGUAGGUGGAGCUGGGCGAUUCCCAACGAGCGUAUCAUCCGUCAGAUUGCAAAUGAGUUGAGGGCACGACAAGGAAGCGUCUUGGUGGACUUUGGGUGCGGAAGAGGUUACUGGAGUCAUCUGAUAGCGCGGGAAUACCCUUCAGCAAGGAUAGUCGCGGUAGAUAAGAAUGAGAGCUGGUAUCGCAAUGAUAAGCAUUAUGAAAUCAAAGACGGGGUAGGCGACCUGAUGAUCUUCGUGGGUGAAGAGAUGGGAGGCAAGACAGCGAGCAGGCCCUUCUUUGUUGAGCUAGAAUCGCCGAGAUGGGAGCUGCGCAAGAGAGUUGACAUCCCGAGGUACUCGCAGGCGCAGGAGGCGAGUGGUGAUGACCGAUCUGCUGCCUCCAAGUUGGCCAGGAUGCAAGGAUGCAGCCUUCCUCUACGCCCGCACAUCCCGACACCAUGGAAAUCAACCUUGACAGGUUCCUUCCUGAUCCCGUAA
Messenger RNA from Guillardia theta CCMP2712, 672 nucleotides. RefSeq lists its product as hypothetical. The transcript is spliced from 5 exons. Lineage: Eukaryota; Cryptophyceae; Pyrenomonadales; Geminigeraceae. The coding region runs from base 1 to 672 and encodes 223 amino acids. The record is from RefSeq and is a predicted model, not a curated record.